CCCCAUUUGGUUAAAUAAACCUCCUCAAUGGCUUUGAAUACGGCGGCCACAAAGGACCCAAUACCCACACCACUCUGAACCUCUCUGCAACUCCUCCUUCUCCACCAAUGCAUUCCCCAGACCUCCAAAGACCUCACCUUUAAUGGCCGCCUUCCGCCACCUCUCUCUCACUCCCAAGCUCCCAACUUUCCCACUCCCCGCAACCCCCUUAGCAAAACCCAGGACCUUGAAGCUGAAGAUCACCUUCUGUUUGUCUCUACAGCAAUCCAAUGACCAAGCUCUCGCAACCCAAAACGCCGCCGUCGACAACCUCCGCGUGGUCUUCGCCGCAGGCGGCACCGGAGGCCACAUAUACCCGGCCGUUGCCAUAGCCGACGAGCUCCAACUCACAAAACCCUCCUCCAAAAUCCUCUUUUUGGGUUCACCCAACAGCAUGGAAAGCACCGCAAUACCCUCCGCCGGCUACGACUUCGACACCGUGCCCACCACCAAAUUACACCGCCCAAUAUUCUCCCCCCAGAACCUCCUCCUCCCCUACAAUUUGAUCAGGUCCGUCGUCCACAGCUACUCAAAAUUGCGCGAAUUCGGCCCCCUUGUCGUUAUCGGCACCGGCGGGUAUGUCUCCUUCUCUUUAGGCUUGGCGGCGAAGCUGAUUGGCGCCAAGCUUGUGAUCCAAGAACAGAACGGCGUUCCGGGAAUCGCCAAUUGGGUUCUGUCAUUUUUUGCAGAUGUUGUGUUUGUAGCUUACAAUUGCACCAUUGAUUGCUUCCCGAGUGGUAGGACUAAGUGUGUGGUUUGUGGGAAUCCGGUGAGGUUGUCCUUGAAGAAGCAAGUGCCUAAGGCGGCGGCAACAGGGCGGUUUUUUCCCAAGGCCGGCGGAGUUGGGGAGUUGGAGAAAGCUAAGGUUCUUUUGGUUCUUGGCGGGUCUUUGGGGGCUAAUGCUAUUAACAUUGCUUUGCUGAAUUUGUAUUAUCAGAUGCUGCUGGAGAAUGAUAACUUGUUUAUCAUAUGGCAAACAGGAGUGGAGGUUCACAAUGAAAUGGAGAGCCUUGUUAAGAAUCAUCCGCACUUGCUAUUGACGCCGUUCCUGCAUUCAAUGGAUUUGGCAUAUGCAGCAGCAGACCUUAUUGUUUCUAGAGCUGGUGCAAUGACUUGCUAUGAGAUUUUGGCAACUGGGAAGCCUUCCAUUCUGAUACCAUCACCAAAUGUUGCUGAAGGUCAUCAGUUCAGAAAUGCUUCUUUAAUGGCGGACUUAGCUGGUACAAGGGUUAUAACAGAAGAUGAACUUGAUUCAACAACUCUUGGGAGUGCAAUUGAAGAGAUAUUAGGGGACGAGAGUAAAAUGGCAGAGUUGUCCGAGAGGGCUUUGAAAGCUGCAAAUUCGAAUGCCUCUACAGAGAUUGUACAGCGUGUUCUUUCUCUAGUCAACUUGUCAACAACAAAAGAGAAGUAGAAUUUGUACUCAAUGCUUGGCAGGACAAGGCUUGAAAGCUGGUUCCUCCGUUUCAAAUUGUUGUAGUCGACGGAAGAUGAGUUAGCUUGUUAUAUGCGGAAGCUUUGAGUGUUUCGUAGGUAGAACUUGAGGUCGUGAAAUUGUCGAUGAAUGUAGUAGGCGGGCUAGGUUCCUAGAGUUUGUUUUUCACUUACUGCUUUAGCUUUACCUAAAUGAGUUGCCAAGUUGUUCCUUACCAUUGUUAGGCACUUCAUUUUCAUGCCUAAUUAGAAAGAGUAAUCCCACACGAAAGAGAUUACGAUGGUUGUAGCUACACUAGUUCUGUAACUAAUAAUGUGGAGUGUACUUUCUCUCCACAAUUUUAAUAAACCCUUCUGUUUUUCCUAUAAUUCAAGAGUGGGAAUUUCAAAGAGGUCUGUAUCUCA
Messenger RNA from Pyrus x bretschneideri (Chinese white pear), 1878 nucleotides. Its product is annotated as UDP-N-acetylglucosamine--N-acetylmuramyl-(pentapeptide) pyrophosphoryl-undecaprenol N-acetylglucosamine transferase. The transcript is spliced from 5 exons. Gene Ontology annotation, molecular function: undecaprenyldiphospho-muramoylpentapeptide beta-N-acetylglucosaminyltransferase activity. The record is from RefSeq and is a predicted model, not a curated record. Bases 143 to 1453 code for a protein of 436 amino acids. NCBI's taxonomy places the organism in Eukaryota, Viridiplantae, Streptophyta, Magnoliopsida, Rosales, Rosaceae. Gene Ontology annotation, biological process: carbohydrate metabolic process.